Molecule: messenger RNA, 384 nt
Organism: Staurois parvus
Lineage: Eukaryota; Metazoa; Chordata; Amphibia; Anura; Ranidae
Source: the annotation of a GenBank genome assembly
CAGCGCGGUGAUCUGCGGUGGAUCACCGAUCAUGGAAAGAGCCGAAGAUGUCGGCUCAGUCAUGUGAUCAGCUGUGUCCAAUCACAGCUGAUCACCUGGGACAUGUACGCUGGUCAUCAGGGCACUGAUGAUCAGUGUGCCCUGAUGAUCAGUGUAGCCCCAGCAGUGCCACCUGUCAGUGUCCAUCAGUGCCUCGUGCCAGUGCCAGUGCCCAUCAAUGCCACAUAUCAGUGCCUACCAGUGCACAUCAAUGCCACAUAUCAGUGCCCAUCUGAGCUGUCUUACAGUGUCACCCAUCAAUGCCAGUCAGUGCCACGUAUCAAUGCCAAAUAGUGCCACCUAUCAGUGCUGCCAAUCAGUGCCGCCUAUCAGUGCCAGUCAGUG